This is a messenger RNA of Aplysia californica (California sea hare), 2832 nucleotides long. Its product is annotated as tRNA (cytosine(72)-C(5))-methyltransferase NSUN6. Gene Ontology annotation, biological process: RNA methylation. Gene Ontology annotation, molecular function: methyltransferase activity; RNA binding. The transcript has 11 exons. Lineage: Eukaryota; Metazoa; Mollusca; Gastropoda; Aplysiida; Aplysiidae. The record is from RefSeq and is a predicted model, not a curated record. The coding region runs from base 333 to 1730 and encodes 465 amino acids.
AGGCCUUGCUUGGGAAACGAGCUCUGCCUUCUUCUAGUUCUAGCAGUACAAACAAACUAGGCUCAGACUCAGCUAUCGUACACCUCUGUAAACUUGGCCAAGUUGUCGAAGUAGAUUCUACCUCUUGAAUGAGAUCUCUUGAUUCUAGGCCGAUGAGUAAUCUUUGUGAAGUUUUCUAAGUGGUCAAUUUCGAUCAAAUGGUGCAACAUUUUGAAAUAGAACAAAAAUGCGCUGCAAGUUCCCAGCUACCAUUCUAAAAAACAGGGAUUGUGUUUGAUCUGGUGUCUCCCAUAUAUAUGAAUGUGAAUCUGAUUGACCACUGAUUAUUCGAGAUGGAAGAACUGCAGUUGCAGCCUGAUGUCCACACAGCUUUGGUGGAGUCUUUUCCUAAAAAUUCCAGCAAUUUGUCUCACCUGUUGAAGAUUCUGUGCAGACCACCAUUGUUCUCCACCCUGCGGAUCAACCUACAGCUAACAGAUAUAACAACAGCUAUAGAGGCUCUCAGAGGUGUUCUUGCAGAGCAAUGCAAACUGACUGGUAUGGCUGAGUUUACCUUAUAUCAACAUCCUGUGAUUGAUGACUGCAUCAUCAUUGAAAACCGAGGACCUUUCAGUUUGCCUCAGGUAGAAAAAGAAAUUGUUGUGGAUUUGUCUUGUGGAAUGGCAGUGCUGAGAGGAGCCAAUGUCUUUGCUCAAGGCAUUAUGGCAUGUCCUCAAAAUCUGAGAGCUGGUGACACUGUGUCAGUCUUCUCAGACCUUGAUGGGAAGUGUCUCAAAGGGUUUGCUGGGAAAUACCCUGGUCGGAAAUUCCAUGUCGGAAAUGGUGUGGCUCAGGUGGCCCGGUCCGAUUUGUUCAACGCCAGUGGUGGUGUCCGGGGUAUUGGAAUUUUGAUGACACAACCAGUGUAUGAAGCUCCUGCCAUGAAUGAUCUCCCGUUCCCAUGGGUGUUUUCACAAAAUUUACCAUCAAUGGCAUGUGCCCAUUUCCUUGGCCCUCAACCAGGAGAGAGAGUUCUUGAUAUGUGUGCUGCACCAGGUGGUAAAACAUCUCACAUAGCUGCUCUCAUGAAGAAUUCUGGUGUGGUAGUGGCUUUAGAAAAAAGUUCAGAAAGAGCUUCAAAGAUGUCUAAUCUCAUGGAAAAACUGGGGUUAGACAAUGUCAAAUGUUUUCAGUUUGACUCCACGAAAGCUGUGUCAGAUAUUUCAGGUCCAGAUGACUCACCCCCCUACCUGCCAGCCUCAUUUGACCGGGUCCUGGUGGACGCCCCAUGCAGUGCCUUGGGCCAGCGACCCUGUGCUGUGAACAGGCUGUCUCUGAACCAGCUCAAGUCUUACCCAGUGCUACAACACAAAAUACUUCUGUCGGCGGUGCAGCUUGUGCGUCCUGGAGGCGUUCUGGUGUACAGCACCUGCACCGUGUGCGUGGACGAGAACGAGGACCAGGUGGCUCGACUCCUCACCAAGUGUCCAGAUCUGGAGCUUUGUGACGCGCCACACAAAUUGGGUGGCCCAGGUUUGCCAGGGUCAAAGUUGAAAAGUGAACUCUUGUCCAAGGUGCAGAGGUUCGAUCCAAGUAUUCAACUCACACAGCCCGAUGUCAGAGAAUGUUACAAUGUGGACACCAUUGGAUUCUUUAUAGCAGUAUUUAGGAAAAGGUCCAGUCCUGAUGUAUAUCAACAUGUCAAGUCUGAAGGGAGUCCUGGAGACAAGCGGCAAGGGAAAAUAACAUAAGUUAAAAAAAGAAUAUUCUAUACUUGUAUAUUUAAUUAUUAUAAUUCUCUACUCCUUGAUUGAGCCAUGGGCAGCUGUGAUAUGUGAUCAUCAUGCCCAUUAUAACUCUGGAGGGAGUAUUGAGCUAAAAAUAGUUAGCCUCACAUUCUACAAAUUUUGAAUAUUUUACUUUAAAUUUCAGAGUACCUGACGUUUUGGGGAAAGCAAGGUCAGACAAACGGAUCCUUCAGCUUGCUAUGCUGGGUACUCGACAAAUAUCAGCUAUAUUCUUGUGUCUCUUCUAGACUUCCUAAAUUGAAUGUACCUCUAACUUUAAAAGAGAUACAUAUUCUUGUCAUCAAAGCCACAAUGAAUUUAUAGGACUGGGCUAGAGUGCAGUAAAUGUGAUAAUUGAACUGACUUUAUGAGAGCCAAGCAUUCAACUACUGGAACAUGUUUCUAUAUUGGUUAUUUGCUUGUCAUCCUUAACUUUGUGAGUUAUUUUGUCUUUUAGAAAGAAGUUGACUGUCGAAUACUGAAUGAUUAAGAUCUAACUUCUAACUUUUAUUUUGGGAACAAUUACAACAAAACUCAGGGCAUGUGAUUUGACCAGAUUUAUUACUGCUCUUGAGUUUGAGACAUCAAUCAACAAGUUUAUUGCAACAUUACCUGCAGUAUAUAAACAUGUCUAGCUCUGCUAGCUAGAAAUGCAGCCACUGCCUAUAAAGAGAAGGCACUUUGUUAGUUCAUCACAUGUACGUAUAAUAUAAAACAAAUGGUCAGAAUGUACAAACGUAUCAAACAAUGGAGGGUUAGCACAGUAAAUUACCACAGGUCCCGGGUAAUCUUUUCUAUAUGUCUUGUGAGUGAAACUUGUAAGGAAAGUAUAUGUUGAGGUAUAUUUGUGUUAUUUAAAUGUGUUUACUGUACCAUGUGUGUAUAGUUUAGUGUGUGGGUGUGCACGUGUGUGUGUGUGUGUGUGUGUGAGAACAUGUCUGUGCGCGGUAAUAUAUUAUGUUCCAGCUGUUUCGUUUUUCACAGUUUUCAGUUGUAACAGGAUAUCUCUUGGAGUGUGCUGUUGAGCAAUUUGAAAUAAAUGUACCGGUAAUUGUCAAAAAGAAAA